Molecule: messenger RNA, 1141 nt
Organism: Lutzomyia longipalpis
Lineage: Eukaryota; Metazoa; Arthropoda; Insecta; Diptera; Psychodidae
Exons: 2
Coding region: 86-913 (275 amino acids)
Source: RefSeq, a predicted model, not a curated record
GCGCUUUUUUGGUAAAGUAACGGAAUCUCUCUUAUCAAGCAAGUUCAUCUCAAUUGCGUUUUCUCGCUUAAAAAAGCUCGAAAAAAUGUUGUCCGCGGCGCGUGUAAAGAGUGAAAAGAACCCAAUUAUGCUCCUCAAGGAACUCUGCGACAAGCACAAGUUCCUUCAUCCCAAAUAUGAGGACUGCUCGACGGAAUUCGAUGAUCGCUAUGUCUACUCUUGUGAGGCUUUUGGGACAAAAGUGAAGGCAAGUGCCCCAACUGCGCGUGAGGCAAAGAUUAAUGCGGCCAAGGAAGUCCUGGACACUGUCAGGGAUCGUUUUAAGCUGGAUCUCAAAGUGGAGGAUCCCGUUUUGGAUCCCCGGGGCUUUUACAACUACGUCGGCGCUCUCAAUGAGGAGUGCGUGAAGAAGAAACUCCAGCAGCCACUGUAUCAAGUUAAGCCCGUUCCCAACAAGAAGAAAGAGUCCAUUUUUGAGGCAAUCUGCCAACUUGGGAAUCUCAGUAUCUCCCAGAAGAGUACUUCGAAGCAAGCUGCCAAGCAUGCAGCUGCCAAGGCAAUGAUUGAGCACCUCAGUGAGGUUCAGGUGGCUGAAAUGUUUCCCGUGAAGAAUGAGACACACAAAUUCGUGGCAUGCUUCAAUCCGGAUCAUCUGGAAUCAGCGAAGAAGCUCCUAGAGAAUUCCACAAUGUGCGCCGAUAAGAAAGCCCUCGUGGAGGACGUGUGCAGGACACUCGGUAUCCCAUCGCAGUCCUUGCUAUUUGCUGACAAUGGCGAAGAUUUGGAGCUCUUCUGCAUGAACAUUACCUUCGCCUCGAGCUUCUGCGGGAAGCGUCAGAAGGUCUACACGGAUGUUGUGAAGCAUCUCCGGGAGAUUAUUAAUGCAGACGUGGAGGAGGAGGCUGCUUCGUAAGCUCUCAAUCUCAACUGAAUUCUUGUUUUGAGCUUUUUUUUUAUUCUUAUUAACACGAAAACUCUGAAUUUCUCGAAUUUAUUCGUUUCUUUUCAUUUAAAAAUCUCAAAAAUGUGAAAUUCAAAUUACCUGAAGUAUUUUUUUUUAAAUUAACUUUAAAUAAUAAAGUUAUGUGAAGUAUCUAAGGAAAAUUCUUAAUGCCAAAAUAAAUGCUGUUUUAGCAAAGAA